Anguilla anguilla (European eel) is the source of this 954-nucleotide messenger RNA. Its product is annotated as LIM domain transcription factor LMO4.1-like. The record is from RefSeq and is a predicted model, not a curated record. NCBI's taxonomy places the organism in Eukaryota, Metazoa, Chordata, Actinopteri, Anguilliformes, Anguillidae. Bases 412 to 879 code for a protein of 155 amino acids. The transcript has 5 exons.
GCUCCGCUCCCUCAUUUCUAAGAAUCAAAAUUGUGCGUGCUGCAAUUGCUGUGUGUGUGCAUUCGGUGUCUGAAAUACAAGAACAGAAAAUUACACCGACAUUGCCGAUUAUUCAGUAAACUCAUACGGCGAGAUAUUUGUUUUCUUAGGCAACUGACUAUAGCCUACUUAGUUAACUUGCGAGUUCGAACCAGCAGACUAGCCAGUGAACUGAAACUUUGCAUUCCAGAUUUGCCUUUGGAAAUACCGAACGUUGAAGUCCAUAGUAUUUACUAAGUAGACAAUAGCUAGCGCAUUAGCUAGCUGGUUAGGGAAGUUCCGUGCAAGUUGAAAAGAGACAACCUUGGUCAGACGGAUUUUGAACAUUUCGACUUCGAAGAGACAGAACUCUUCAGAACGGCAAGGCCUGCGAUGGUGAACAGCCAGGUGACGGGCCCCAGGUCGUGCGCGGGCUGCGGGGGGCGGAUAGCCGACCGCUUCCUGCUCUUCUCCAUGGAGCGCUACUGGCACACGCGCUGCCUCAAGUGCUCCUGCUGCCAGGCCCAGCUGGGCGAGAUCGGGACCACCUGCUACAGCAAGGGGGGCAUGAUCCUCUGCCGCAACGACUACAUCAGGCUGUUUGGACACAGCGGUGCGUGCAGCGCCUGCGGCCAGUCCAUCCCCGCCAGCGAGAUGGUGAUGAGGGCGCAGGGCAACGUGUACCACCUGAAGUGUUUCACUUGCGCCACCUGCAGGAACAGGCUGGUUCCAGGCGACCGCUUCCACUAUGUCAACGGCACCAUUUUCUGCGAGCACGACCGGCCGGGCGGGGCCCUGCUGAGCAGCCACCUGCCCCCCCUGCAGAGCAGCACAGUGCUGCCGGACCAGAAGGUAUGCUGAGGUGACUGGGCCCGGCUUCUGCAGUGUGCCUUCAGCAUCACCCCUCCCUCCCACCCUAUAACCGCCCACCCCCCC